AUGGCGCCGGGUUCUUGUGUGUACACGGCAGCGCAGGAUCGAGGCAGGCGUUCGUUCUGUCUUUUUGGCUGUUUUCUAGAAGGAAAGGGGAAAAAGGAGCUGGAUUCCAACGCAGCAAAGCUCGAGGGCGUCCCAGAGCUUUCCUGUCCGAGGAGUAAAAGGGACACUGCAGACAGCGAAAAGGUGCAAAUAAACGAGCGACGGGGUCAGGUUAAUGUGGAGAGCGGAAAAAAAGGCGAAGACGAAGACGACGAGGAAGAGAAUUUGAUUAUCGACAGGAAGACAGCAAGCAAGCGAGGCGGGCAGCUGUUGGGGGCGCCGACGGAUUCGCAAGAAGGGGCACUUUGCUGCUGCGAAGAAGUCAGCCUUGCAGGCGCUGGUAGUGGCGGGCAGCGAGCAGAUAUCAAAUGUACAUCUGGCCCCGGGACACAGAAGCAGCAGCAGCAGCAGGCAGGCAGGCGAAGCCCCUGA
Molecule: messenger RNA, 471 nt
Organism: Nannizzia gypsea CBS 118893
Lineage: Eukaryota; Fungi; Ascomycota; Eurotiomycetes; Onygenales; Arthrodermataceae
Exons: 2
Coding region: 1-471 (156 amino acids)
Source: RefSeq, a predicted model, not a curated record